AUGGGGUUUAGUCUUAAUGCUGAAUUAUCCAAGAAAACUCCCAUUUUUGGUCUCAAAGUUUGGGAAUUAAUUGGAAUUGUAGUUGGUUUGUCUAUCAUAGUCAUUCUUUCUGUGGUCUCACUUUGCCUCACGUCAAGGAAGAAAUAUAGAAAAGAGAAAGGCAGGAUUCCCCUUAGUCAAAUACCAACUGUCUCAAAGGAAAUCAAGGAAGUGCGGGUUGAACAAGUGUCAACUAAAGCAUUUGCUCCUCGUGAUGGAAUACUUCUUACAAUUCAGAACAAGUCAAGUGACACGGAAUCAGACAAUGUAAUGGUUCAUUUAGGUGUGGGGAAGAUGAAGAAUGGGAAUAGCAGCACUCACUCAGAUUCAUUUCGUUACACAGAGAAAGAUGGAAGUGGUUCACACUCACAAUCAGGAGAAGAAGGAAGCUCUGGUACGUUUACAGUGUACAAGCAAUCUUCUUCACACCCUGUAACAGCUCCCUCACCUCUAUCUGGCCUUCCGGAAUUCUCUCACUUGGGUUGGGGUCACUGGUUUACCUUGAGGGAUCUUGAACUUGCCACAAACCGUUUUUCCAAAGAAAAUGUCCUCGGUGAAGGAGGGUAUGGAGUGGUUUAUAGGGGGCAGUUGGUCAAUGGAACUCCAGUGGCAGUUAAGAAGAUACUCAAUAACAUUGGUCAAGCAGAGAAAGAAUUUAGAGUGGAAGUUGAAGCUAUUGGCCAUGUCCGACACAAAAACUUGGUUCGCCUUUUGGGGUACUGCAUUGAGGGAACUCACAGAAUGUUAAUUUAUGAGUAUGUCAAUAAUGGAAACUUAGAGCAAUGGCUUCAUGGAGGUAUGCGCCACCAUGGAUACCUUACCUGGGAAGCACGUAUCAAGAUUCUGCUUGGCACAGCCAAAGCGCUAGCAUAUUUGCAUGAAGCAAUUGAGCCAAAAGUGGUACACCGGGAUAUCAAGUCAAGCAACAUAUUAAUUGAUGAUGAUUUCAAUGCCAAGGUUUCUGAUUUUGGCCUGGCCAAGUUAUUGGGUGCUGGGAAGAGCUAUGUCACCACAAGAGUUAUGGGAACUUUUGGAUACGUGGCUCCUGAAUAUGCAAAUACUGGCCUUCUAAAUGAGAAGAGUGAUGUUUAUAGCUUUGGUGUUUUGCUAUUGGAAGGAAUUACUGGAAGAGAUCCAGUUGACUAUGGUCGACCAGCAAAUGAAGUGAACCUGGUUGAUUGGCUGAAGAUGAUGGUUGGAAAUAGGAGAUCAGAAGAAGUGGUGGACCCCAACAUUGAGGUGAAGCCAAGCACUAGAGCUUUAAAACGGGCUCUCUUAACUGCUUUGAGAUGUGUAGAUCCAGAUUCUGAGAAAAGGCCCAAGAUGGGCCAUGUCGUUCGAAUGCUGGAGUCAGAGGAAUACCCUUUACUAAGAGAGGACCGAAGACACCGAAGAAGAAAUCAAGGGGGUAGUGGAGAAAUAUAUUCUGACACAGACAGAAGUGAGGUUCAGGGUUCUGGAGAAGAAAGAAGAGGGUGA
This is a messenger RNA of Sphenostylis stenocarpa, 1518 nucleotides long. NCBI's taxonomy places the organism in Eukaryota, Viridiplantae, Streptophyta, Magnoliopsida, Fabales, Fabaceae. The record is from the annotation of a GenBank genome assembly.